Astrephomene gubernaculifera is the source of this 1268-nucleotide messenger RNA. The record is from the annotation of a GenBank genome assembly. Lineage: Eukaryota; Viridiplantae; Chlorophyta; Chlorophyceae; Chlamydomonadales; Astrephomenaceae.
CAAGAUCUCGGAUGUGGGUGCCGUACAGUUGCUGAUGGCGAGGGGGGCGCUGCUGGGGCGGCGGGCGGCGCUGAGGCCGCAUCGGGACCCGGGGCUGGUGGAGGCAUUCCAGCUGGUCCGCACGCAGCGCCGCCUGGCCCGCCGCAUCGCGCAGCUGCGGCACCAGCUGAGCGACGCCAGCCUGCAACAGCUCCCCGAGUUCGAGCAGCGCGUGGGUGUGUUGCAGCAGCUGGGCUACCUGGGGGCGGACCGGGGGGUGACGUUGAAGGGGCGGGUGUGCUGCGAAAUACAGUCCACUCAGGACGAGCUGGUUGCCUCGGAGGCGGUGUUCAGCGGCCUGCUGGGGCAGCUGGCGCCGGAGGAGGCGGUGGCGCUGCUGAGUGCGCUGGUGUUCCAGGAGAAGUCCGAUGUGGAGCCCCGGCUGCCCCCCGCCCUCGCCGCGGCCCGGCAGCAGCUGUACGACCUCACCGCCGCCACCGCCGCCGUACAGCGGGCCGCGGGGCUGGACGUGGAACCGGAGCAGCACUGCGCGGAGGUGCUGCACUGCGGGCUCAUGGAGGUGGUGUACGAGUGGGCUCGCGGCACCCCCUUCUCCGCCAUCACGCAGCUGACCGACGUGAUGGAGGGCUCCAUUGUGCGGGCCAUGGUGCGGCUGGACGGGGCGUGCAGGGAGCUGCAGGACGCGGCCCGAGUGAUGGGCAACACGGCGCUGUUCCAGCUGAUGCAGGCGGCCUCGGCGGCAAUCAAGAGGGACGUCAUCUUCGCGGCAUCGCUGUACGUGGCGUGAGAGGGUGGUGGUGGUGGUGAGGGGCGGUUGAUACAUGCAUGCAUGGGGGUGAGGGGGUUGAGACUUGGUGGGCACUGAGUGGGGCUGCGGGGGGAGGUAAGAGGAGGGGGAGAGGGAGGGGGAGAGGGAGGGAGGGGGGAGGAAAGAAGGCGCCGUGUGGGUUAGCUGGUCGCCGGCAGGUGGGGCGGCAGGGUGCAGGGUGCAUGUGGCCACGAGGUGUGUUGACGACUGGACUGCAGAUCUAGGGGGGGGAUACCGUAGGUGGCGAGGAGGAGCUGUUUGCUGCUUUGGUGUCCGAGAUCACAAGGUGUUGAAGCACGGUCGCAGGAGGUGAAAUUGAGGAAGCUGACGAGCUUACCAUGGGGGGCAGGGGACGCAGCAGCAGCGGCAGGGCGCCUCAUGGCUGUCUGCCUCCCUUGCUGCCCACGUCGACUUGUAAGCACAUGUAAACACGCGCGAGCACAUGUAAGAUGUAACACAC